Mucor mucedo is the source of this 372-nucleotide messenger RNA. RefSeq lists its product as uncharacterized. Lineage: Eukaryota; Fungi; Mucoromycota; Mucoromycetes; Mucorales; Mucoraceae. Bases 1 to 372 code for a protein of 123 amino acids. The transcript is spliced from 3 exons. The record is from RefSeq and is a predicted model, not a curated record.
AUGCCCUCUGUGGCCAAACAGGGAAAGCGAGCAGCAUGCAUCGACGAGAGUGUAUGUUCGACACCCGAGUACCUGUUUGUUUUAUUGCUACAUUUUUUUAAUUUUUUUAAUAGGGCUAAAAAUGGCCCAGGCUUAGGCUUUAAGAUUUUUUUAGGUGCACGUAGCAAGCAUAUUUUAAACUUUGACAGCCAAUUACUCGCGACCCUGCGGUGCGAUUUUUUUCUCUUUAGCAUAUUCUUGUUCAGAAUUUCCAGGGCUUUCAGAAAAAGAAUGUCGGGUAAACAAGGGUUCGGGGAUCAGAUAUACAGAGACAGAUUAUUAGUCAUAUUGAGUUUGGGACAUCUUUGGGGAAGCGGGCAUAGAUACAGAUAA